Molecule: messenger RNA, 660 nt
Organism: Entrophospora candida
Lineage: Eukaryota; Fungi; Glomeromycota; Glomeromycetes; Entrophosporales; Entrophosporaceae
Source: the annotation of a GenBank genome assembly
AUGACUGACCUAGCAACAACAGCAGCAACAGUUGUCGCAACUGUAGAAGCAUUAACAUCUCAGGAAAGCUCUACUCUUACUACUGCAGACCAAACAUCUUCCAGUAAUGAUCACAUUCCUAAAAUCUUGAAAGACGAAACAAAACCAACCGAGGAAGAGAAAACAAAACCAACUGAAGCAGAGACAACAACAAAACCAACUGAAGCAAAGACAACAACAAAAACAACUGAAGCAGAGACAACAACAAAAACAACUGAAGCAGAGACAACAACAAAAACAACUGAAGCAGAGACAACAAAAAAACCAAUCGAAACAGAGACAAAAACAAAAGUAACCGUGGAAGAAACAAAAAAACCAAUCGAAACAGUGACAAAAACAAAAGUAACCGUGGAAGAAACAAAAAAACCAAUCGAAACAGAGACAGCAACAAAAGAAAUUAAGGAACCCACUCCACAAAACCCACCAGCUAAAGAUACUGUUAACGUUAUAAACACUGAUGAUAAAACACUUCCCGAUACUCCAGUAGGAGAAGAAGUUAAAGAAACUAAAGUUGAUGGUGAUGGUGAAAGUUCCGAUAGAGGGACUUCUAAUGGUAAGAAAAAUAAAAGAGGUAGUAUUCUUGUUAGAGUCAGAAAUUUCCUUACUAAAAAAUCCUCAUAA